Molecule: messenger RNA, 1242 nt
Organism: Pleurotus ostreatus (oyster mushroom)
Lineage: Eukaryota; Fungi; Basidiomycota; Agaricomycetes; Agaricales; Pleurotaceae
Exons: 3
Coding region: 1-1242 (413 amino acids)
Biological process (GO): ubiquitin-dependent protein catabolic process; metal ion transport; positive regulation of protein ubiquitination
Cellular component (GO): perinuclear region of cytoplasm; endoplasmic reticulum; Golgi apparatus
Source: RefSeq, a predicted model, not a curated record
AUGUCUGCCCGGUACGCAGCACUACCAACUCAGCCAUCACCGUCGGACGCAGAGCGGGACCGGAUGUUGGACGACGCCUUUGGCACCGAAGACGACAACGAAUCGACGCCCUUGACAAGGCAAGAACACGACAGCGCACACAACUCCCUAUCGACGGGCGCUCGCCCAGGCGUGUACGACUUUGAGCGAGAUUACGACUACCCACCCCCGGGGUCGCCACCUGCGCCGUCAGAGUUCGCGCGGCCGAACGAGAUUGGGAACUCGAAUGGCCUUCUGCCCUCGUCGCCGGUGACGGCGCCCAGACGGCGAGGGGGCCUUUUCAGGCGGGCGGUCGGUGCUCUCCUGCCAACGCAUUACAGCAGGCUGCCCACAGAAGAGGCCUCGAGGGCCAGAGGCGGUGGGAUGGAGAACGAUGGGGUUUUCGCCAACGUGAUGGCCAAGCCUCAGCCCACGAGACUCGUUGAGACAGAGGACGGAGAUAUGCGCUUAGCACCGGAGGACACGCAGAAGGAGGGACCUCCUUCCUAUACUGAGGCUGCAGCAGAUGCAGUGCCCCCGUACUGGGAGACGACCGUCCACGCCCCCGCAGAGCUCGCGGCGGGCGACUACAUGCUCAUCGACGAUCUCCCAUCUGGCUCCUUCCUCGUCUUCGUGCUCAACAUGUUCAUCUCAUUUUUCUUCCAAUUUGUCGGCUUCCUCCUCACUUACCUCCUCCAUACGUCGCACGCUGCCAAGUACGGAUCCCGCGCAGGAUUGGGGUUGACUAUGAUUCAACUUGGUCUUUAUUCACACGUCGCCCACAAUGAAGACUCGCCGGAGGAGGGUAUAACCGCACUAACUGGGUUCACGCGCGGAGAGGAGUCGGAUCCAACCGUCGACGAAUCACCGAUGCCCGUCGUCAGCCCUCGAGACUGGCUCUCUUUCCUUCUGAUGACAAUGGGCUGGUUCAUACUUCUAUCAUCUUCCAUCGGCUUCUGGCGGGUAAAGAGAUGGGAAACCUCCAUUCGCGCAGCCUCUCAACGCUCCGAGCCUAUCACACCAGAAGACGUUGCGCGCGAUGUCGCUAUCCGCCGCAACCUCUACUCUGUCUUUGGCUUCGGGGUUCCAGAAGAAGACACGCGAAGGGGCGAUCCUGGUGUCCAUGCUGAAGACGAGAACGGGAACGUCAUAGUCAUCCCAUCUCAAGAGGCGUUAGAGGAGGCUAGACUGGCUAGAGAUCUGAGGGCUGCAGGGCUGAUCUGA